Molecule: messenger RNA, 1513 nt
Organism: Alosa sapidissima (American shad)
Lineage: Eukaryota; Metazoa; Chordata; Actinopteri; Clupeiformes; Clupeidae
Exons: 7
Coding region: 315-1385 (356 amino acids)
Molecular function (GO): DNA binding
Source: RefSeq, a predicted model, not a curated record
UUUAGGAACAUUCUUCCUCAGCCACUCGUUUUCUUUCUCCUGAGAAGUGCGUUUUCUUUUCAUCAUUUGUCUUUUAAAAGAAAUGACUGUAUACUGCCCUAGUCUUUGCCAUUAUCAUUCAAACCCGCAAGGUCAAGAACAAGGACAGCGAGUAAGAAAAGAACGAAACGAAAACAGCGAAUGCAGAGAAAAAGGCGCGACUCCAGAUCUCGCAAAAUUCUACGAGAUCUGGCUAAACUUUUGAAUUGAGGACUGAUGCCAGCCGUCGUCGUCACGUCAGCCAGAGAAUCCAAGGAUUGCAUCUACCAGAAAAUAUGGAGAGAAAGUUUGCUGUGGUACAGUGGAUUGAAGGGGAAGAUUCAGGGAAGUUCAGUGAUGUGAAAACUGAUGCUAUAAGGAGUUAUGAUGAUUCCAAAAUGGACCAAGAUGGAAAUCCAAUUUCCCCCUACUCAGCCUUUAUUGAGUGGCGCCCCGGAAAGAAGCCAAAGGGAGGGUGGCCUCACUAUAAAGGAGAUGUGCUUUUUGUUAGUGGUACCCGCUUUGAAAACACCUGUAAAUUAAACUCUCUGCUGGAAGAGGUGGAAAGACCACAGCUGACCAAAAGGGUGUCGGUGGCCCCCUCAAAAUAUAGGGGCGAUUCAGAUGAUUGCACUGAUAUUGAGACUGAGCCAAAGAAAGUUAAGAAGUCUAAGGUGAGGGCGGACCCUGCAGAAGACUUCCUGAAGACAUAUGGACCUGGCCAGCCUCAUUCAGUUGACAAUCAUGACCUGAGAAAGACACUGGUGGAGUUAAAGCAGGAGGUCAAGGACCUUAAAGAAGAGAACACCAAAUGGAAGGAAAUGGUUCUUCAAGAUGUGCCAGGACUCCUAUAUGGCAUGAAAAAAAUAAUGGAUUCAAUUACACCUCCUAAGACUACCACACCAAGGCUGACCUUGCAAGGUUCUCCUCGGUCAACAUCCAGUUCAGGACCCACCCCUGAUAAGUCCCCAAGUUCUAGGCUCUCUACAGCCACAUCUGCAUCUCCCCCCAUUCCAUCACCAACUGUCUCCCAGUCAUCUAAGGUGGAGAUUCAUCCUGGGACUGGAGUCAUGAUUGACAAAAUAGCAUGGGCCUAUGCCCUCAAUUCAAAUUCAGCCACUGUGUUUGUGAGGCAUCUCCUCACUGCAGUCUUCCCAUUGGAAAUAUUACUGGUGAGCAAUCUUCGGGGGACCAAAAGAAGUGGAGGAGAUACUCGUCUACCACUGGACAAAAAUAAAUUGGAUGCCAUUUACAGUGCAACUCUUGAGAGGUUUCCAGGGACUCCACUGUCCAGCAUCGGAACCACGAUCAAUGCCAAGAUUACCGAGCUCAGGUCUAAAAGUAAAACCUCCACACCUAACAGUUAAACUUCUGCCUUUGGAGGCCAUUUAAUUAGUGUUGAGGGCAUGUUAGUGAGAUUGGCAUGUUAAUUGUAAUCUAAAGUAAUACAGCUACUGUAGUUUGUAUAGCUGUUUGUUUUCAUUUAAUAAAAAAG